This is a messenger RNA of Procambarus clarkii (red swamp crayfish), 1024 nucleotides long. Lineage: Eukaryota; Metazoa; Arthropoda; Malacostraca; Decapoda; Cambaridae. The record is from RefSeq and is a predicted model, not a curated record.
AUGAAGGCCCUGGGAUGUGAGGAAAGACUCAGGUGUGAGGAAAGACUCAGGUGUGAGGAAAGACUCAGGUGUGAGGAAAGACUCAGGCGUGAGGAAAGACUCAGGUGUGAGGAAAGACUCAGGUGUGAGGAAAGACUCAGGUGUGAGGAAAGACUCAGGUGUGAGGAAAGACUCAGGUGUGAGGAAAGACUCAGGUGUGAGGAAAGACUCAGGUGUGAGGAAAGACUCAGGUGUGAGGAAAGACUCAGGUGUGAGGAAAGACUCAGGUGUGAGGAAAGACUCAGUGUGAGGAAAGACUCAGGUGUGAGGAAAGACUCAGGUGUGAGAAAGACUCAGUUUGAGGAAAGACUCAGGCGUGAGGAAAGACUCAGGUGUGAGGAAAAGACUCAGUGUGUGAGGAAAGACUCAGGUGUGAGGAAAGACUCAGGUGUGAGGAAAGACUCAGGUGUGAGGAAAGACUCAGGUGUGAGGAAAGACUCAGGUGUGAGGAAAGACUCAGGUGUGAGGAAAGACUCAGGUGUGAGGAAAGACUCAGGUGUGAGGAAAGACUCAGGUGUGAGGAAAGACUCAGGUGUGAGGAAAGACUCAGGUGUGAGGAAAGACUCAGGUGUGAGGAAAGACUCAGGUGUGAGGAAAGACUCAGGUGUGAGGAAAGACUCAGGUGUGAGGAAAGACUCAGGUGUGAGGAAAGACUCAGGUGUGAGGAAAGACUCAGGUGUGAGGAAAGACUCAGGUGUGAGGAAAGACUCAGACUCAGGUGUGAGGAAAGACUCAGGUGUGAGUGAAAGACUCAGGUGUGAGGAAAGACUCAGGUGUGAGGUGAAAGAGUGUGAGGAAAGACUCAGUGUGAGGAAAGACUCAGGUGUGAGGAAAGACUCAGGUGUGAGGAAAGACUCAGGUGUGAGGAAAGACUCAGGUGUGAGGAAAGACUCAGGUGUGAGGAAAGACUCAGGUGUGAGGAAAGACUCAGGUGUGAGGAAAGACUCAGGUGUGAGGAAAGACUCAGGUGUGAGGAAAGACUCAG